GCGACCAACGCGUUGCCGCUUCAAAGAAAAUGAAAAACGGCAAUAGUCAGAGACUUUACAAAGCAAAGUGAGGCGUGUCGGAGAGAGCGGCAGCGGGGCAAAUGGCAAGAAUGUGGAGGCGGGUCGGGAGGAACCGGCGUUUAUAUAUAGACCGGGCUGUGACAUCAUCAGGGCCCGACGGCAGUGAGGGGCGAGGCCGUGAGAGGAAGCUGAGCUGGAGAAACAGAGAAGAUGGCGCUGGACAGUGGCGACACCGUACAACGCUUUCAUCUGUACUUUGUAACAAGAUACACGUGACAAUAAAUCAAAUUAUUCAAAAAGGGAAGGAGGCAAAACCAGGUAACAAGAACAAGAACAGGUUUGAACACACCAGUGCCUAAGCAAUAAUACUGACGGGAUACAUGUCCAAAGAUGGAGUUUCCUGAAUUGGGACAACAUUGUUCAGAGAAUUCCUGCAAAAGGCUGGAUUUUCUUCCCAUGAAAUGUGAUGCAUGUUCACAAAUCUUCUGCAAGGAUCACAUCAAUUAUGAACAGCACAAGUGUACAUCGUCCUAUAAAAAGGACAUACAGGUACCUGUGUGCCCGCUGUGUAACACACCUGUUCCUGUCAGAAGGGGAGAAAUGCCAGACAUCCGGGUUGGUGAACAUAUUGACAGAGAGUGUAAAUCUGACCCUGCUCAGAAAAAGCGUAAGAUUUUUACAAACAGGUGCUCGAAGACUGGGUGCAAACAGAAAGAGAUGAUCAAAGUGACAUGUGACCAAUGUCACUUAAACUUCUGCUUAAAGCAUAGACACCCUUUGGAUCAUGAAUGCAAGGCUGAUGGGCAACGUCUCUCCAAAGCAGGUAAUGCUGCAAUUAUGAGAGCGCAGGGGACUUCGAAAUCCAAUGCAACGCCAUCUACAAGCAAAGAGGCAUCUAACAGUCGGCUGAAUGGACUUAAUGCAGCAGUACACUCGCAUUAUAAUAGUAACCCACCAAGAUCAUCACAGAGACCUGUCCCUCCAUCUGCAUCCCUGCAAGGAGGAUUGAGUGAAGAGCAAGCCCUGCAAAGAGCUUUGGAGAGAUCAUUGGCUGAAACUUCAAGGAAUGCACCUCCCAGCCAUGCGGAGCAGGAAGACUUGGCCCUGGCCCGGGCUAUUGCAGCCAGCGAAGAAGAAUUCCGUAGGCAACAGCAGCAGACACAGCAACGAAGUUCCAGGUCCUUGCCUUGUAAACUGUCCUGACUCUGGCAAUCUGACUUUGUAAUACUACCUUGUUUUCGAUUUCUUAAUCCAUGUCCUUGGCGCUGAACCAUGCUUCCUGUGGGGGGGUGAUGGAAAAAUCAAGCUUCCGGUUUAAGGAAAUAAAUACCCUUUGCUCAGUGAAUGCUCCUAUAACUCUUAUGAUUGUAUGAUUCUAUUAACAAAUCAAAGCUUUUCUGUUGUAUUCUUGUAAAUUUAUAAGCACAGGCAAUUGAAUAAUGCAAAGCUGAACAUUAUGUAUAGCGUAAGAGUGCACAAGGUGCAGCUGUUCUAUUUAAUCAUGCGCUACGUAUGGUAUUUGAUUUGUUUCUAAGAAUAAAAUAUUUAAAAAUUGCUGUGUAAAUGAAUUUGUAGUCAAUAGGAUCUUUUAUCUAAGAAGUUCCGUAUAAAGAAAGGACACGGUGCACCCCAUGCUUUCUGGCUGGAAGAUGGGCUCCUAAUCUUAGCUCCCAAAGUGUCCAUUUUAUAUACACAAAUGAAUGUCGAAAGCAUUUCACCUCAGGACAUUGCAAGAAGUGCAAUCCAGCCCUUAUUCCACACGUGCUUCCCGGGCUGGUGAUGGUCAGUUCUUGACAAUGGUCUUGAGUAAGAAUCUUGGUUAACUUCACUGCCCUACUAACUUGUCACUGAGUGGGAAUUGAACAUGGAUCCUUUUGGUAUCAGUCUUCUACCAUCUUGGGCAUCGUAGGAGUUGAUGAGAGAUUAGGUAUAAAAUUGCACUCUGGGUGACACCCAGGAAUGGGUUACAGUUUACCCUUGUAGCACUCUUGUGUUUACACCUUCUACCCAAAAAUUGAUAUUGCUAUCAUAACUCUGUCCCAGUUCUUUUUAACUUAACACUGUGCUGUGUUCUUUUUCUAUUUGCAGUUUUUUUUUCUGGCAGCACUUCUGGGUAUUUCAGAGGAUGAAAUUUAAUAGUAUUGUGUUUAAAAAAAAUCUUCAAAGAAAGCACUUCCCAGAUUGAUUUAUCCAAUUAACUUUAUCAGUAAAGUUUCAUUUGAAACCUGUUAAAGUUGGAUCAUCUGAAUAGUCACAUCUGCGAUCUCCACUCUUGACAGAAGUGAAAUUGUUUGAAUUUUUCUGUAUGUUAAAUUGAAUUGUUUAACUACAGCUUCAAGUGUACUGAUUUUUUGAUUGCAUUUGUUUAAGUAAAUGUUUCUAUAUUCA
Rhincodon typus (whale shark) is the source of this 2409-nucleotide messenger RNA. It is a transcript of the gene zfand2a, whose product is annotated as zinc finger, AN1-type domain 2A. The record is from RefSeq and is a predicted model, not a curated record. Gene Ontology annotation, biological process: protein targeting to ER; proteasome-mediated ubiquitin-dependent protein catabolic process. The coding region runs from base 412 to 1224 and encodes 270 amino acids. Lineage: Eukaryota; Metazoa; Chordata; Chondrichthyes; Orectolobiformes; Rhincodontidae. The transcript is spliced from 11 exons. Gene Ontology annotation, molecular function: zinc ion binding. Gene Ontology annotation, cellular component: cytoplasm; endoplasmic reticulum.